AUGACUAUCCACUACGUUGACGGCCGCCACUCUGGGCUCUUCCAGCCCCUGACUAUUUCCAAUGGCCACAUAACCCUGGAGCAUCGUGUCGUCCAUGCACCAUUGACCCGCAACCGUGGAGAGCCUCUACAUCCUUGCACCCCGGAUCAUCCCAAUCGCAUUUGGAUCCCCGGAGAUGUGGUGGUGGAGUAUUACUCGCAACGUGCGACCAAGGGGGGCUUGAUCAUCUCGGAGGGAAUUCCCCCUUCACUCGAGAGCAAUGGCAUGCCCGGAGUUCCCGGGCUGUUCAUCCCCGAACAAGCCCAGGGCUGGAAACGCGUGGUGGACGCCGUGCACGCCAAAGGGGGGAUCAUUUUCUGUCAGCUCUGGCACGCCGGUCGAGCCACCAUCCCACAGAUGACUGGAUCACCCGCUGUCUGUCCCUCCGCCAGCGUGUGGGAUUCGCCCGCGGAAUGUUACUCUCAUCCACCCGUGGGAUCCACCACGCCCGUUCCCUACGCCAAUCACCCGCCCAUCGAAAUGACUGUGGAGCACAUACAGCAGACUAUCGGUGAUUAUUGCAGGGCCGCCCAACUGGCCAUGCAAAUUGGCUUUGAUGGCGUUGAGAUCCAUGCCGGCAAUGGCUAUUUGCCUGAGCAGUUUCUGAGCUCCAAUAUCAACAAACGCCAAGACGCCUAUGGUGGAUCCCCCGAGAGGCGCUGUCAGUUUGUUUUUGAGUUGAUGGCUGAGGUUGCCAAGGUCAUUGGGGAGCAUAAUCUGUCGAUCCGUCUGUCGCCAUUCGGGCUAUUCAAUCAGGCACGCGGCGAACAGCGCCUCGAGACUUGGUCGCACCUCUGCGAGGGUCUGAAGAGGGAUCUCCCGUCGCUGUCGUAUGUCAGCUUCAUCGAGCCGCGCUAUGAGCAGAUCUUUGGCUACGAAGAGAAGGACAAGUUCCUGGAAAGCUGGGGUCUGCUGGAUGUGACCCUGGACCGCUUCCGCCAGAUCUUUGGCUCAACCCCGUUCUUCUCCGCGGGCGGAUGGGACGACCAGAAUUCCUGGGGGGUAAUCGAAUCCGGGAAAUACGAUGCACUCCUCUAUGGUCGUUACUUUACCAGUAACCCGGAUCUGGUUCGUCGGCUUAAGGAAAAGUUUCCUCUGGCCUCGUAUGACCGGACCCGAUUCUACGGGCCAUUCGAGGACAAGGCUUUCCACUACACGGACUAUCCGGCUGUUGAGCAGUAG
Molecule: messenger RNA, 1221 nt
Organism: Penicillium olsonii
Lineage: Eukaryota; Fungi; Ascomycota; Eurotiomycetes; Eurotiales; Aspergillaceae
Source: the annotation of a GenBank genome assembly